AUGAACGCGGACGGCAUUUACCUGACGAAAAUCGGUCCGAUUGCCAAAACGCACGGUUUAGAAUGGAGCGUGACGGAUUAUUUGUUGAUGACGAUGGCCGUAAGUGCGUUGGUUUGGUACUUGCAAUGGUUGUGGGGCCGAAGGAAAUUAUACACUUACGCGAUGAACGUGCAUGGUCCCAUUAGUCUGCCGAUCAUCGGCUGCGGGUACUUAUUCCUCGGUUCACCUUACGAGACGUUCAAAAAUGUACAAUAUCUAUUGAACAAGUAUCCAUACAUUGCGAAAGUUUGGUUUGGACACCGGCUCUUCUUCGGCGUUCAGGAUCCGAAGCAUCUCGACAUACUGUUGAACAGCCCGAAAGCUUUGGCGAAGGAAAUGUUGUACAAGCAUGCGGAAAGAGCUGUUGGACACGGAUUGUUCACUGCUCCAGUGAAAGUUUGGAAGAAAAACAGGAAGCUUAUCAGUCCGACGUUCAACCAAAGGAUUCUGGAUCAGUUCGUCGAAGUUUUCGCUGAACAGGGAGAGAUUUUAAAUCAACAGUUGGUUAAACAAUGCGAUAAGGAAAUUGAUUUGUUCCAUUUCAUGACCAAGGCCACUUUGGACAUUAUUUGUGAAACUGCGAUGGGAGUUAAAGUGCAUGCUCAAACUUCCGAUUCACUCUUUGGAAAAUGGGCCGAUAGAGUUAUGGAAAUAGUUUUUCUGAGAAUCUUCGUAAUUUGGUACCACUCGGACUUUUUGUUCAGUCUGUCGCCACUCAAGAAGGAGUUCGACGAAAUUUUGGCCAAAAUGCAUGAUUUUACACGAAAAGUUGUUGUUCAAAAACGUGUUGCUUUCGAAAAGAAAAUGAAGGAGUCGCAGUUUGAGGCUCAAAUUGAAGAAACUACAAAGAGGAAGGCAUUUUUGGACUAUUUAAUCGAGCUGACUUACACAAAAGACGGUUCAAUCUUCACAGAUGACGAACUGAGACAAGAAGUCGACACUUUCAUGAUUGCUGGCUCUGACACAACUGCCACCUCAAAUUGCUUCACCUUGAUGUUACUGGGAAUGUAUCCAAGUAUACAACAAAAAGUUUACGAAGAAGUAAUAGACGUUCUGGGCCACGAAAGGCUGGUUACACACACCGACUUGCCAAAACUUAAAUACACAGAAGCAGUCCUGAAGGAAACCUUAAGAUUAUUCCCGGUUGGACCGUUCAUAGUGAGGGCAGUCGACGAAGACUUGGACUUAGGUGACGUGGUUUUGCCAGCGGGUUGUUCGGCAGUUCUGGGCAUAAUAAACGUGCAAAGAAACCCCCAGUAUUGGAAAGACCCACUCAAAUUCGACCCCGAACGUUUCCUACCACCCAGAAGUGAUGGCAUACAACCGGGCAGUUACAUACCCUUUUCAUGGGGUCCCAGAAAUUGCAUCGGCCCAAAAUACGCAAUGAUGGCGAUGAAAUCUAUAAUAACUGCAGUAAUUAGAAAUUAUACCGUCAGUUGUGGCUAUAAAACAAUUGAGGAGAUCGAACUGAAGACGAAUCUUGUUGUCAGGCCCACCUACGGGUUUAAAGUUACUUUCCACAAGAGGAAAACUGACCAAUAGGUCAAAACAUGAGAAAUAACGAAGGAACGAUUUAUUUAAUUGAUUUUUCAGUCGGUGGUCCAGCUUUAUGGCUAAAACUUUGACGUCAGUCAAUUAAAAUAAGUAAUAAGUGUAGUUUUAGUUAAUGAGCGUUAUUUAUUGUUUGCUUGGUUUUUUUGCGUCAAUUUUUAAUUAAACGAUAAUAAUUAUA
Messenger RNA from Aethina tumida (small hive beetle), 1771 nucleotides. RefSeq names its product cytochrome P450 4C1-like. Bases 1 to 1581 code for a protein of 526 amino acids. The transcript has 10 exons. Lineage: Eukaryota; Metazoa; Arthropoda; Insecta; Coleoptera; Nitidulidae. Gene Ontology annotation, molecular function: monooxygenase activity; iron ion binding; oxidoreductase activity, acting on paired donors, with incorporation or reduction of molecular oxygen. The record is from RefSeq and is a predicted model, not a curated record.